GCAUCCAUCCCUGGGCGAGGGGUCGCAGGCUUGAGGAAACGAUCGGCCUCCGACUCGCGCACUCGUCCAUGUCGCUGCUGCGCGCCCUGGCGAUCACCUCAACAUGCUAAUGACGCAGACGCCUGUGUCGGCAGUACAGAGUCAACACGCGUCGACCGCUUCCUCGUACUACUCCGCAGAGACGUCCUCCGCCAUGAACGGCAUUGUCGGCUCGGCGCCGCCCGGCACAAUGUACGUGCGCGCGCUCUACGACUACGAGGCCGACGACAGGACAAGCUUGAGCUUCCACGAAGGCGAUAUAAUCCAGGUCAUCACCAGGUUGGAGAGCGGUUGGUGGGACGGCGUGAUCAACGGCGUCAGAGGCUGGUUCCCGAGCAACUACUGCCAAAUCAUCACAAGUCCGGACGAGCUACCCGAGGGGGUAGACGGCGGUGAAACCGAGCGACUGGAUGACGAGAAUGACGAGCAGGAGGCCUACGAAGAGGGCAUCGACGAUGACGACGGUUCCGACCAUGACGAAUCCGAAGGGCUCCCGCUCGAGGGGGCCGACGGCGACCGUUCCAGAGCCGACUUCUGGAUCCCGCAGGCCACGCCGGACGGCAGGCUCUUCUACUACAACACCAUGACGGGCGAGAGUAGCAUGGAGCUGCCCCUCGAAUCUCCCUCGUCGCUCAACGAGACGGGCCCUCGAGAUCGCAUGAACGUUAGCGUGCCGGACAGGACGAGACCGCCACCCGAGCUGAUCGCGAGGGGCCUGACCCAGGAGGAAGAAGAGGAAUCCGAUGUGAAUUCGGCAUCCGAGUUGGAGGGCGAAGCUCUGAUGAACGCAGCAGCACGCGGCCCGGCGUCCAGGGCUCGCCGACCCAGCGGAAGAGACGGUCUUUCGCCGGCUACCUCGAUGGACUCGAUGAAUGGCCAUCCCGCAGGGACUAGAGGACGCAGCGAGACAUAUGCCAACGGCAACCAUCUCCAGACUCCCAUGGUAGGAGCGUCUACUUCCUUCACCAGCUCUGCGUUCAAUCUGCCCACGGCUGCGACGAUCCCGCGCUCCUUCUUCGACGACGGUUCUACCCCGCCCCUGACCUGGAGUCGGCUCGUCACGAACAUGAAAAAGUCGGUAGACCGAUAUCGCCAGGCCGUUGAGAGCGGCAACAGGGCAGAGUAUGUGGCACGAGCGGAAGAUAUCUCGGACCACUUGCGUCUCCUUCUCGCCGCCGGCUCGGGCACGACGGACAACCAUUCCGGACAGCCGUCCAUCAUCUCCACCAACAAGGCCCUCUAUCCCCAUUUCCGAGACAUGAUGUCCAAGUUCUCCAAGCUCGUCAUCUCUUCCCAUAUCGCGGCUGCCGACUGGCCAAAUGCCGAAUCUGUUCAGAAAUGCUUGCAAGAAGCCGAUGGCGUCCUUUUGGGCGUGUUCAGCUUUGUCGAAGUAGCGCGGCAGCAGCGCGGCGAGGAGAUCCCACGGCUGUUCCCCGGGUUUGUCAUCGGCUCAAGCACCGGUGGGAGUUGGCAAAACAACGGCUUGAGUCCACGCGACCCAAUCACCUCCAAUUUCCUCGAUGAUGAGGAAGGCGUCGUGGAGCCCACCGCCAUCCUGGACGGCGAGCUUCUUGAGCGCCUGGACGAGCUCAAGCGGAUGCUGGUGUCGAGCAUCCGCGAGCUGGAGAAGAACCUCCUGGUUACCGACAAGCUGGUGACCCCCUACAAGCAUGAGGUGAUUGGUAACAACGUGUGUGCUGCCGCAGGCAAGGUCUUGGACGUGUUCAGGCCCUGGAUCGCCAUGAUCGAAUCGAUCGAUCUGUCCUUGCUCGGCAAUAGCUUCCAGACGCCGCAGCUCACCGAUUUCAGCACCAACAAGCAGAGCCUCUACGACAACAUCUCGGACCUGCUCUUGGGCUGCCAAGCCGUCGCCGGGCCGCUGGCUGAUGAGUGGUCCGAGGUCCGGGGCCAGGCCCUAGAGGAGAGGCUUGAGUACGUCAGGCAGUGUGCGCGGGCUCUGGAGACGAACUCUUCCCACGUCGGCUUCUCGCUCCAGCUACUUUUCGAACAGGUUGCCAUGGUCAUCCAACAGCAAGAGAUGCACCUGCGCGAGGAGGUGAUGCAGCGUGAACCAUUGAGAAGGAUGGAGACCAUGCCCUACGAACGGCCACAUCAGCGCUCGGAUUCCCGGGGCUUCUCGAGGCCAGGACUGCCGAUUGGGUCGCAUUCAUACGACGGCGAGACGCUCCCUCCCAGCAACCUCAGAAAGGGCGAUCCCUCAAAGAUGAAACGGUUCUUCGGAGAAGACCCAGAACCGGUGCCGCCGCCUGUGGUCGAGGAUACCCCAGAUUUCCUGAAGUUGGAUUACGAGAGCGACCUGUCCUGGGAUCUGAAAGUCACGCCGCCAGCUGUGAAGGGCGGAUCUCUGAUUGCUCUGGUGGAGCAGCUGACCCGCCACGACAAGUUGGACGCCAACUUCAACAGCACCUUCCUCCUGACCUACCGGUCUUUUACAACUGCGCGGGAGUUGUUCGAGAUGCUGGUCAAGAGGUUUACUACCCAGCCGCCUGAAGGCCUGUCGCCGGCCGAUUACGAGAUCUGGAGAGACAGGAAGCUGCGCCCGAUCCGUUUCCGCGUCGUCAAUAUUAUGAAGAGCUGGCUCGACACCUUCUGGAUGGAGGACUAUAACGAGGAGACGAAGCAGCUCAUCCGCGACAUGUAUAACUUUGCCAGAGACACGAUCAAGACGGCCGAGACACCCGGGUCGGGCCCUCUGAUGGCGAUCCUCGACCAACGAUUGAACGGCAAAGACUUGGGCGGGCGACGGAUGGUUCAGACGGUCAACCAGAACACCCCACCGCCCAUCAUGCCUAAGAACAUGAAGAAGCUCAAGUUCCUCGACAUUGACGUUCUCGAGUUUGCCCGCCAGCUCACCAUCAUCGAGUCACGGUUGUACUCCAAGAUCAAGUCGACCGAGUGUCUGAACAAGACGUGGCAAAAGAAGGUCGCCGAAGGGGAACCGGAGCCGGCGCCCAACGUCAAGGCGCUCAUUCUACACUCCAAUCAGAUGACCAAUUGGGUGGCCGAGAUGAUUCUGUCACAGACCGACAUCAGAAAGCGUGUCGUCGUCAUCAAGCACUUCGUCUCAGUCGCUGAUAAAUGCCGGUCGUUGAACAACUUCUCCACGUUGACAUCCAUCAUCUCGGCAUUGGGCACCGCACCCAUUGCUCGACUAAAGCGCACAUGGGACCAGGUCCCGGCGCGCGUCAACAGCACUCUCGAGACCAUGCGGAAGCUGAUGGGUAGCACCAAGAACUUCGGCGAGUACAGGGAAACACUUCAUGCCGCAAACCCUCCGUGUAUCCCCUUCUUCGGCGUCUACCUGACGGAUCUCACGUUCAUCGAAGACGGCAUUCCGUCCGUCAUCAAGAAGACGAACCUCAUCAACUUUGCCAAGCGGGCAAAAACAGCCGAGGUUAUCCGCGACAUCCAGCAAUACCAGAACGUAGGCUACUCUCUGCAGCCCGUACCGGAGCUGCAGGAUUACAUUCUGAGUAACAUGCAAGCUGCCGGCGACGUGCACGAGAUGUACGACAAGAGCUUGCAGAUCGAGCCAAGGGAACGAGAAGACGAGAAGAUUGUCAGGGUCUUGGCCGAAUCUGGCUUUUUAUAAACGAAGUCUAAGGGACCCGAGUCGUCCUACCACCGUCUACAACUCGAACCGGAAACACUUCCACAUCUUCCACGAGCGCCUCGGCAGAACCAUGUGCUCAAUACUCUUAGCUUGGAUGUGGACGAAGCGCUUGCUCUCAACCUCGUCGCUAGUCGAGAAGGAACGGCUGCUUCGCCAGCGAAAUUUCGCCGGGGUGAAGCUGCGUGUUGUUGGAUUAAAAAAGGACCGGAAUCACUCGCUCAUCUUGAGCGGUUCAGUUAUCCAAGUCAUCGGCGUUCCUGUGCAAGACCCGGACGUCUGCCAAAACUUGGCAAGCCGACAAGCGGUUCAGCAUAAGCCGAAGGACGUGCUUCUGCCAGGGGCAAAGGGCCCUGCUCUCCUAUGGGGGAAAGGACAGGUCGACACAGCACACACGCACGAACAAGCCAAGACG
Molecule: messenger RNA, 4085 nt
Organism: Thermothelomyces thermophilus ATCC 42464
Lineage: Eukaryota; Fungi; Ascomycota; Sordariomycetes; Sordariales; Chaetomiaceae
Exons: 4
Coding region: 104-3652 (1182 amino acids)
Biological process (GO): positive regulation of GTPase activity; Ras protein signal transduction
Cellular component (GO): plasma membrane
Molecular function (GO): protein binding; guanyl-nucleotide exchange factor activity
Source: RefSeq, a predicted model, not a curated record